AUGGCGUCAGAACAUCAGGAUACAAAGGAGCAAGCUGCUUCUCAAAUUCGGGACACAUUAUGGUCUGAGCCACACAUAAACACAAACGAAGCUACGACAAAUGUUAUAAGAGAGAUUUCACAUCUCAGCAAGGAGAACGAGCGCAAGUUACGGCUCAAGAUAGAUCUCUAUGUCAUCCCAACAGUCUCAAUGCUCUGGCUGUUCUGUUUCAUUGACCGUGCAAAUAUUGGCAACGCUCGCAUCGCGGGUAUGGAUGCCUCUCUCAAGCUUCAAGGAUAUGACUAUAACAUUAUCCUGUCUUGUUUCUAUAUCUCAUAUAUCCUUUUUGAAGUGCCUACGACUAUUCUGUGCAAGCAGAUAGGUCCUGGAUGGUUUAUUCCAACGACAUCACUGCUCUUCGGUGUCUGCAGUAUAGCUACAGCAUUUGUACAAACUCAUGCACAAAUUUGUGGUCUUCGAUUCCUUCUCGGUGCCUUUGAGGCUGGAAUGUUACCUGCGAUUGCCUACUACCUCUCCCGUUGGUAUAAACGCGCUGAAUUGGCCUUCCGGCUCUCCCUGUGCCUUGUGAUGUCCCCACUGGCGGGAGCAUUUAGCGGGAUUCUCGCAAGUGCUAUUCUCCAGCUGAACCGUUUCGGCAGUUUGACACAAUGGCGAAUGAUUUUUGGUAUCGAGGGUAUUAUUACCCUUGCGCUAAGUGGCUUGAGCUACUUCGUUCUUACUGACCGGCCUGAAACGGCGAUAUGGCUCUCGGCAGAGGAGAAGUACUUUUGUGAACUUCGUCUAAAACAGGAGCGUGUUGGACAGACUGAGAUUGUGGAUCACAUUGACCGCGUUAAGCUCCUACGUGGGGCCCUAAACCCGAUUACUUUAUUGACUGCUGUGGUAUUCUUCUUCAGUAAUAUCACAGUGCAGGGCCUUGGUGUUUUCUUGCCGACUAUUAUUUCUGCCAUCUAUCCAGAGGCUUCCACCAUUAGACAGCAGCUCUACAGUGUCCCGCCGUAUAUCGUCGGUGCCUUCUUCGAUGUUGCCGUGCCCGCGUUGAGCUGGAAGUUAGACAGACGCCAGAUCCUGAUAGUGCUUUCUACUCCAACGAUCAUUAUCGGUUAUGUCCUGCUCCUGGCUUCACAUUCCGCUACAAUAAGGUACAUGGCGUGCUUUUUUAUCGCCAGCACAGCCUUCGUUGUGGGGCCUUUGUCUAGCGCACAAGUCAGUGCCAACGUUGUAAGUGAUACAAGUCGAGCAAGUGCCAUCGCUACAAAUGUGCUGUUCGGAAAUCUCGGAGGUAUUGUUUCUAGCUGGUCGUACAUUGUCAAGGACUCUCCAGAUUACUAUACUGGAAACGGACUUAACCUUGCGAGUGGUUGCAUGCAAUUUAUGAUCUCUGUUGGGGUUCUAGUUUGGAUGCAACGCGAUAAUAAAGAGAGGAGCCACCGCAACACGGCGCAGGAACUUGCCGGACUCAACCAAAGGGAGAUUGAGCAUCUAGAUUGGACACAUCCUGCCUUUCGAUGGAGGCCUUAG
This is a messenger RNA of Aspergillus alliaceus, 1521 nucleotides long. RefSeq names its product major facilitator superfamily domain-containing protein. The transcript has 4 exons. Gene Ontology annotation, cellular component: membrane. Lineage: Eukaryota; Fungi; Ascomycota; Eurotiomycetes; Eurotiales; Aspergillaceae. Gene Ontology annotation, molecular function: transmembrane transporter activity. The record is from RefSeq and is a predicted model, not a curated record. Gene Ontology annotation, biological process: transmembrane transport. Bases 1 to 1521 code for a protein of 506 amino acids.